Molecule: messenger RNA, 4442 nt
Organism: Eruca vesicaria subsp. sativa (arugula)
Lineage: Eukaryota; Viridiplantae; Streptophyta; Magnoliopsida; Brassicales; Brassicaceae
Source: the annotation of a GenBank genome assembly
UAAAUUAUAAACACAUAAAAGAAUGUACUUUUCACAUGUACCGUUCCAAUUAUUAUUAUUAUUGUUUUUCAAAAAAAGAAAUAUAAAAGUUGUCUUCUCCGCGCACUAUGUCUUGGCUCUUAGUAUUGGACGAGUUUGUCGUCUCCUCAUUUUCAACAAAACAUAAAAACGGAGAGAACUCUUUCGAGCAGACUCAACCCAUCUCUCCAAUGGCAGCUACAGUACUUGGCUCCGUCUUCGGUAUCUCUCUCGCUUCGUCUUCCUCAACAGAAAGAGUCAAACGUACGAAGUCAAACCUAACGCAGGCUAUCAAAUCCGUAACACCAAAGAGUCACAGAGAUGUUCAAAGAAUCCACAAGAAGAAAGAUGAAGAUGGAGCGAAGGUGGCUAAGUUGGUGGAGAGUCCGUAUUCGAAAGUGGAGGCGGCGCGUCCAGAUUUGAAGAAGAGGUUGUCGGAUUUUUUGGAGGAAGUGAGAGAUUUGGUCGGAGAUGGUGAUAAUGGUCCGCCACGUUGGUUCUCACCGUUGGAGUGUAGUGCUCAAGCUUCAGGCUCUCCUCUUCUUCUUUACAUACCAGGUAUGGAUGGUACUGGACUUGGGCUCAUCAGACACCACAAGAAACUCGGGGAGAUUUUUGAUGUAUGGUGCCUUCACAUUCCAGUCAGGGAUCGUACCCCUGCUAAAGACUUGGUGAAACUUAUUGAGAAGACAGUUAAGUCAGAGAACCAUCGUUUCCCAAACAGACCUAUAUAUUUAGUUGGUGAAUCUAUUGGAGCGUGUCUCGCCUUAGAUGUUGCAGCUAGGAAUCCCAACAUCGAUCUUGCUCUCAUCUUGGCUAAUCCAGCCACACAUGUCAACAACCUUAUGUCACAGCCUCUAUCAGGAAUACUUAAUGUUUUACCAGAUGGAGUUCCAACAAUAUUGGAAGAAAUAUUUGGUUUUAAACAAGGAGAUCCAUUGACUACAAUGUUAGACGCUCUGACGAACGAAUUUUCUGUCCAACAAAUGGGUGGAGGGAUACUAAGAGAUAUCCUUGCAGUUUCAACUAAUCUUCCUACUUUGAGUAGGAUCUUCCCAAAGGACACACUUCUUUGGAAGCUGGAACUGCUUAAGUCUGCUGUUGCAUCUGCCAAUUCUCACAUACACGCGGUCAGAGCUGAAACACUGAUACUUCUGAGUGGACGUGAUCAGUGGCUGCUGAACGUGGAAGACAUUGACAAACUCGCACUCACAAUACCAAAUUGUAUUGUCCGCAAGAUGAAAGACAAUGGACAGUUUCUGUUUUUCGAGGACGGUGUAGAUCUUGUUACUAUCAUCAAGUGUACAUGUUUUUAUCGCCGUGGGAAGUCUCAUGAUCACCUUUCAGAUUACAUUAUGCCUACCCUAUUUGAGUUCAAACAACAAUUAGACGACCACAGAUUGCUAAUAGAUGCUACUUCACCUGUAAUGUUAUCAACUCUAGAAAACGGCAAAGUUGUAAGGAGCCUUGAAGGUAUACCUUCGGAAGGACCUGUUCUGUACGUUGGGUAUCACAUGUUAUUGGGAUUUGAGUUAGCUCCAAUGGUAACUCAAUUCUUGAAAGAGAGAAACAUUCACUUGCGUGGUUUGGCACAUCCUAUGCUUUUUGUAAACAACCAAGAUGCGUUAGUGGACACACAGAUGUUUGACAAAUAUAAAAUAAUGGGUGGAGUUCCUGUCUCCAACUUCAAUAUCUACAAGUUAAUGCGUUCAAAGUCUCAUAUCCUUUUGUACCCUGGUGGUGUCCGUGAAGCUUUGCAUAGAAAGGGUGAAGCGUACAAGUUGUUUUGGCCAGAGCAACCUGAGUUUGUGAGAGUUGCAUCUAAAUUUGGAGCUAAAAUAGUCCCAUUUGGUGUUGUUGGAGAAGAUGACAUCUUUGAUAUUGUCCUGGAUGGUGAUGAUCAAAAGAACAUUCCUAUCCUAAAGGAUUUGAUGGAAGAGGCAACAAAGCAAGCUGGCAACUUAAGGGAAGGUGAUGAGAGUGAGUUAGGAAACCAAGAUUGCUAUUUCCCUGGACUUUUACCUAAGGUUCCUGGGAGGUUCUAUUACUAUUUUGGGAAACCAAUAGAAACAGCAGGCAAGGAAAAAGAGCUGAAAGACAAAGAGAAGGCUCAGGAGCUUUACUUGCAAGUCAAGUCAGAGGUAGAAGAGUGUAUUGCCUAUUUGAAAAUGAAAAGAGAGAGUGAUCCCUACAGAAACUUGUUGCCAAGGGUAUUGUAUCAAGCUUCACAUGACUGUCUUGAGAUUAUUAUUACGAUGAAAAUACUUGGCUCCAUCUACGGUCUCUCUCCAGUAACAUCUCACCCAAGAGAAACAUUAUGCAACGUUGGUAUCUGCUGUUCUAGACAGAGGUCACAGAGCUCUGCCUCAAAGUAUAAUAAACUCAGGGCGGUUAGAACCGUGUCAUCGACGAAUCAUGGAGGUAUUAGAGGAAGACGGAAGAAGCAGGAUGAAACGGUAGCUAAGGUGGGUGAGAGUCCGUAUGCGAAUGUGGAAGAGGAGCUGCCUGACUCUAGGAAGAGUUUGUUAGACUUUUUGGAAGAAGUGAGAGGUUUUGUUGGAGGAGAAGGUCCACCUCGUUGGUUCUCUCCAUUGGAGAGUGCUGCUCAGGCUCAACGCUCUCCUCUCCUCCUUUUUAUACCUGGUUCGUCUUCUUUAUUGGCCUUUUUUUCUCCAUGCAACUCUGAAAAGGACAAAAGAUUUUUUUUUUAUGUUGCAGGUAUGGAUGGUACUGGACUAGGGCUCAUUCGCCAACACAAGAAACUUGGGGAUCUAUUUGAUAUAUGGUGCCUUCAUAUACCAGCCAGGGAUCGUACUUCUUCUAAAGACUUGGUGAAGCUUAUUGAGAAGACAGUUAAGUCAGAGAACCACCUUUGCCCCAAUAGACCUAUAUAUUUAGUUGGUGAGUCUAUUGGAGCGUGUCUUGCCUUAGAUGUUGCAGCCAGGAAUCCCAACAUCGAUCUUGCUCUCAUCUUGGCUAAUCCAGCCACACAAGUCAUGUCGCAGCCUCUAUCAGGAAUGCUUAACGUUUUACCAGAUGGAAUCCCCACGAUACUUGAAGAUGUAUUUGGUUUCAAGCAAGGCGGUCCAUUGACUGAAACGUUAGACGCAUUUUCAAAUGAAUUUGCUAUCCAUCAAAUCGGUGGAAUGAUGCUAAGAGAUUUGUUUGCAGUUUCAGCUAAUCUUCCUACUUUAAGUAGGAUCUUCUCUAAGGACACACUUCUUUGGAAGCUGGAAAUGCUCAAGUCUGCUAUUACAUCUGCCAAUUCUCAUAUACACAAAGUCAGAGCUGAUACACUGAUACUCUUGAGUGGACACGAUCAAUGGCUGCUGAACAUGGAAGACAUCAACAGAUUCUCACAAACAUUACCAAACUGUAGCGUCCGUAAGUUCAACGACAGUGGACCAUUUCUCCUUUUGGAGGAUGAGGUAGAUCUUGUUACCAUCCUCAAGUGUACAUGUUUUUAUCGCCGUGGGAAGUCUCAUGAUUACAUCUCAGAUUACAUUAUGCCUACCCCAUAUGAGUUAAAAAAACAGCUAGAGGAACACAGAUUUCUAAUGUAUGCUACUUCACCUGUAAUGCUAUCAACUCUUGAAAACGGUAAAGUUGUAAGGGGCCUAGAAGGGCUACCGUCAGAGGGACCUGUUCUAUACGUUGGCUAUCACAUGAUAAUGGGAUUUGAGUUACCUCCAAUGAUAGCUCAGCUCUUGAAAGAGAGGAACAUUCACUUGCGUGGGUUGACACAUCCGAUUAUUUUCAUGAACAAGUCGAUAGUACACGACAUAAUCGACCCUCAGAUAUUUGAAAAAUAUAAGAUAACGGGUGGAGUUCCUGUCUCCCAUAGCAAUAUCUACAAGUUGCUUCGUUCAAAGUCUCAUGUGCUUUUGUAUCCUGGUGGUGUCCGUGAAGCUCUCCAUAGAAAGGGUGAAGAGUAUAAGUUGUUCUGGCCAGAGCAACCUGAGUUUGUGAGAGUUGCAUCUAAAUUUGGAGCUACUAUUAUCCCUUUUGGUGUUGUUGGAGAAGACGACAUCUGCAAGGUUGUUCUAGAUUCCAAUGAUCAAAGGAAAAUACCUAUAUUGAAGGAUUUAAUGGAAAGGGCAACAAAGGAAGCUGGCAACUUAAGGGAAGGCCACGAGAGCGAAUUGAGAAACCAAGAAUUCCAUUUACCAGGACUAAUGCCUAAGAUUCCAGGGCGGUUCUAUUAUUACUUUGGAAAACCAAUAGAAACCGCAGGUAAGGAACAAGAGCUAAAAGACAAAGAAAAGGCCCAAGAGUUUUACUUGCAAGUCAAGUCAGAGGUAGAACAAUGCAUUGCUUAUUUAAAAAUGAAAAGGGAGAGUGAUCCCUACAGAAACUUGCUGGCAAGGAUGUUGUAUCAAGCAUCACAUGGUUUCUCUUCUGAAAUUCCAACGUUUGAUCCAUGA